CGAACGCGCGAGAGGAGGUGUGUGUGUGCGCGUGAGAGAGCAGGUAUAUAAACUUGAGUGUAUGAAAUAGUUGUGAAAUGUUAUUAGAUAACUGGAUGUGGUGGAAGGACUAUGUCGAAAUAGAAGUCACUGUGUUUGUGCUGUGAUGUGCGAUGCGCGGAGCAGAUAGAGGCUGCGGUAGUCACAGCUGCUCCGCGUGCAGGACGUUUGACGCCCUCAGGGCAGGCUUUUGGAGCACGGCCUGCUUCUUCUUUCCCAGGCCCGCCGAAGGCCCCUCGCAGCCUCUCCAGAGGAACCGCUGGUCUUCCAGGUCGGUCGGAAACUACUCCAGGGCCUCGGGCAGGAUGGGCUCCACCAGGCCCAUGAAGAGUGGCGGCGGCUUCAUCCACGGGGGCUUCAAGGCUGCCGCGCUUGUGCAUCGGUCGCCGCCCCGACCCGGGCUGACCCGUUCGCGCACCACGCUGGACGCAGGCUGUGCCACCCCACUCCUCCGCCCACUCCCUGGCCCACUCCUCCUCGGGCCAUUCCUUGGCGCUCUCCUCCUCCAGCCACUCCCUGGCGCCGUCCGCCUCGUCCCACUCUCUGGCGUCGCCCUCGAUGACGGAGCUGACCCCGUCGCCGUCCACGCGCUCGCUCGCCUCGUCGUCGGCGUACUCGUCGCAGUCGUCAGCCACGCUCAGUCGCAGCUCGUCCAACCUGAGCCUCGGCUGGCGGGAGUUCCGGGCGCGGCGGAAGCCCUUCGCCGUGCUCUACGACGGGCAGAAGGCCCAGUCCCGCGGCGGUGUUGGGGAGGGGUUGCUGCCGGCCCUGCGCCACCACGUGCUGGGGGAGAAGAAGGCCAGGGCUGCCCAGAAUACCAAAGACUCAACCAAAGAAAGUUCCUCCCGCUCGACCAAAGACUCGGUGCUCGCCAAGGAGGCGGGCGUCGCCGCUCGCACCUUCACCAAAGCCACAACCAAAGCUCCUCCUUCGGACGCGAAGGACCACAAGGACGCCAAAGGAUCCUUUCCUUUCCAGCAUCGCAAAGACCAAGCUCAAAGGACGCCGAGAUGACCUCCGACGCUUCACCACCAGUGUGCUGCCGGCGCACUUGCUCGGCCUUGCCAAGCACGCCGCC
This is a messenger RNA of Penaeus monodon (black tiger shrimp), 1117 nucleotides long. RefSeq lists its product as uncharacterized. The transcript has 2 exons. The record is from RefSeq and is a predicted model, not a curated record. The coding region runs from base 598 to 1053 and encodes 151 amino acids. Lineage: Eukaryota; Metazoa; Arthropoda; Malacostraca; Decapoda; Penaeidae.